CAAGCAAAUAUUGCUCUCUCCCUUCACCCGCUUACCACGUUUCAAAUUUCAAAACCUCAACGGUCCAAUUUUUCCAAUAAGGCAAGUUCAAUCUACAUACAAACUCACUAACCAAAUCAAAAUCAAAUCCAUUUCACAAAAACCCUAUAACCUUUUUUCAUCACAAUCAUCACUCCCACCAUCAUCACCAUUUUAUUUAUGCUUUAUUCUAUCAUUGUUCUUGUUAUUAUCAUUCAUUGUUUCUGUAUUCAAAAAAGUUCAAACAUUCUUGUCAUUUGAAUUGAUGGAAGAUAAUAAUAAUAAUGAUAAAUGGCGUUACUAUGAUCAUGAUGACCCUCUUCUUCUUCUCACAGACGCUUCUUUUCAACAAGAAACUUCUCCCAAUCAGUUUUCAGAAACUCCACUGAGCUCGCAGAAUUCGGCUAUGGCGGUUGAUCCUCAAUCUCAUGGUGGCAGCCCAUGUUACGGAUUAUCUCCGAAAAUUGGAGGCUUUGCUAGGAACAGUGUGCGAUUUGAUGACCAAGUUGUGAAAAAUGCGGUUCAUGGAGGAUCUACAUUAGGGUUUUCUCUGGCUUCCCCAGAUAUGGUAAUCUGUGGUGGCUCACCUGAUAUUGGUGGAAUCAGCUAUGUUGAAUCUCCUGAGUUGUUGAAGAGAGAAAAUUAUAAGAAAUUGGAGUCAUCUAUGGAGCUUUCUCUAGAGAAUGGCAUCAAUGGGGCUGAAGUUGAAGUUUAUAAUGGCCAUAAGACCCCAACUGUUAAAUUCUCUAAUUUGUGUCAAACUUUUGAACCAGAGGAAGAGCUUCUACCCCCUCAAGCCUCCUUUGAGCUUCUUCCGCCGCCUGUGACCAAGGAUGAGUCUCCCCAAGCCUACCCUUCUAGAGAUAGUGAAGUGCUAGAAGAUGCUGAGCUGUCUCAGGAGGAAGAAUUGGAGCCCUUAGAAGAUGCCACGGAUAUUGGGGUGGAAGAGAAAUUUCAGAAGCUGAAAAGAGGGUUUGAGUGUCAGAGAAAGGAGCUGGCAGAAACUAGAAGAGAGUUGAGGGAGGUCAAGAGGGAGAAUGAACAUAAGAGUAAAGAAUGCCAAGAAGCUUGGAACUCCUUGAAAGAGCUUCAGAAUGAGCUAAUGCGCAAGUCAAUGCAUGUAGGAUCUUUGGCAUUUGCCAUUGAGGGGCAAGUGAAAGAGAAAAGCAGGUGGUUUUCAUCAAUGAGAGACUUGGUGAGGAAAUUGAAGAUUAUGAAAAUGGAACACAUAAAGCUAUUAGAGGAAGCAGAGGCAUACAAGAAAUUUGAAGCAGAUAUAAAUCAAAUGGGGCUAUUCAUCAAGAACCAAAUUAAUGAACAAUUGGAGUCACAUGAAGAUCUCAAGUCAAAAUAUAUUGAAGGGGCUAAGGAGCGGAAAGAGCUCUACAAUAAGGUUUUGGAGUUGAGAGGAAACAUAAGGGUCUUCUGCCGGUGUAGGCCGCUCAAUGCAGAAGAGAUAAAAGCAGGAGCCUCAAUGGCCUUAGAUUUUGAUUCUGCCAAAGAUGGUGAGCUUACUGUAAUGUCAAAUGGAGCUCCCAGAAAGAAUUUUAAGUUUGAUGCUGUCUUUGGUCCUCAAGCUGAACAAGCCGAUAUUUUUGAAGACACUGCACCAUUUGCAACCUCAGUUUUAGAUGGGUACAAUGUAUGCAUUUUUGCAUAUGGACAGACGGGGACAGGAAAAACUUUCACAAUGGAGGGCACAGAAGAGGCUCGUGGAGUUAAUUUUAGGACUCUUGAGAAAAUGUUUGACAUAAUCCACGAGAGAAAGACACUUUACCGUUAUGAUAUCUCUGUAAGUGUCUUAGAGGUGUACAAUGAGCAGAUAAGAGAUUUACUGGUUUCAGGAAAUCAGCCAGGAAUGGCUGCAAGAAGAUUGGAAAUAAGACAAGCUGGUGAAGGAAUGCAUCACAUUCCGGGGCUGGUUGAGGCACAAGUGAACAAUAUGACUGAAGUCUGGGAAGUCCUACAAACUGGUAGCAAUGCAAGGGCUGUAAGUUCAACCAAUGCCAACGAGCACAGCAGCCGAUCCCACUGCAUUCACUGUGUUAUGGUUAAGGGGGAGAAUUUGUUGAAUGGGGAACACACAAGGAGCAAGAUGUGGCUGGUGGACCUAGCGGGCAGUGAGCGAGUUGCAAAGACAGAAGUGCUCGGCGAUAGACUGAAGGAGACGCAGAAUAUUAAUCGGUCUCUGUCUGCACUUGGUGAUGUCAUAUCAGCUCUUGCAACUAAAAGUUCACACAUCCCUUUCAGGAACUCCAAGCUUACUCAUUUGCUGCAAGACUCAUUAGGAGGAGAUUCAAAGGCACUCAUGUUUGUCCAGAUUAGUCCUAAUGAAAAUGAUUUGAGUGAGACAAUUUGCUCUCUGAACUUUGCUAGUCGAGUAAGGGGAAUAGAGUUAGGCCCUGCAAAAAAGCACAAACAAGAGAUGGCUGAGAAAACCAAACAAGAGGUGAAGCUGAAGGAUUUCCAAAUCAAGAAGAUGGAAGAAGCAAUCCAUGGAUUAGAGUCCAAGAUGAAAGAAAGAGAUACUAAAAACAAAAACCUGCAAGACAAGGUCAGGGAACUGGAAUCACAGCUUCUGAUUGAAAGAAAGCUAGCGCGUCAACAUGUAGACUCAAAGAUAGCUGAGCAGCAUCAAAUGAAACAUCAAGAAGAGCAGAACAACGCACUUAUGAGACCAGUACUUGCAAACCGACCUGUAGGAAAUCUCAAGAGUUUCAAUGAUCCAGCUAGACCACUCAUGGAGAACAACAUCUUAAAACCUAUUAUACCCUUUUCUACAAUGGAGAGCUCCACCAAGUACAUUGAUCACACUGAGAAAGAAAACAAUCCUGACAUGGCCGAAAAAGGGCUACUUCCGAAAAGGACCGGAAGAGCCUCUAUCUGCACAAUGACACCGCGCGUUCCUUCAGCCACUGCUUUAAGGCGCAACUCCCUGAUUCCUCUCCCUAGCUUAACACAGUUUCCAACACCAUUGUUACCCAAGUUAACAAAACAAGCUGAUCAAAAAGAUGUCAAUGGGGAAUCAGAAUCCAGCUGUUUGCCUGCACAGACUCACUGUGAGAGUCCCAAAGAAGUAAGAAUUGGUGUUAAGAAGAUGAGUGGCACACAAAGAAGAAGCCUGAAUAAGAAAAUGCAGGUAAAGUCUCCACUGCAACACUUGAGAAAGGUUGGUGUAGGAGUGGAGAAAGUUAGAGUUUCCAUUGGAAGUAGAGGGAAACUGGGGCAAAGGGUGCAACCCGGAAGUGGUAGAAGAGGUGGAGCUAAAGAGCAAAAGAAUGCUCAGAAGGAGAAGGAGAGGGGAUGGAUAUGAAACCUGAGUUGAUGUAGAUUUUUUUAUUUUCUUUGUUUUGCUAUGUGUGGAUAGAUUAAAUUGAUUUCUUGUGUGACACCCUCUCUCAAGGAAUAUGAAAAAUUACAUGUUUUUCAUGUUGAAAAUGUUAAAUAGUACGGAAACUCGUUUUGUUAAGGUUCUAUGAAAUGAGACGCGGUGCAACAAUCU
Molecule: messenger RNA, 3520 nt
Organism: Lotus japonicus
Lineage: Eukaryota; Viridiplantae; Streptophyta; Magnoliopsida; Fabales; Fabaceae
Product: kinesin-like protein KIN-14Q
Exons: 17
Coding region: 284-3331 (1015 amino acids)
Biological process (GO): microtubule-based movement
Molecular function (GO): microtubule binding; microtubule motor activity; ATP binding
Source: RefSeq, a predicted model, not a curated record